UUUUUCGCAUGGUUUUCGCUCUACGAAGCCGAAGUAGCCACAGUCUCGAGCUUCACACGUUUAGGGUUUGUUCAUCGACGAGAAUCAACAAUGGUGUUCAAGAGGUACGUCGAGAUCGGCGUGGUUAUCGUUGAUGUCGUCGAUCAGAACAGAGCUCUUGUUGAUGCCCCUGAUAUGGUGAGAACCCAAAUGAACCUGAAGAGGCUCUCAUUGACCGAUAUCAAAAUCGAGAUUAACCGUGUCCCGAGGAAGAAGUCUCUCAUCGAUGCCAUGGAGAAGGCCGAUGUGAAGAACAAGUGGGAGAACAGCUCGUGGGGCAGAAAGCUGAUCGUUCAGAAGAGAAGAGCCUCGCUCAACGACUUUGACAGGUUCAAGGUUAUGUUGGCUAAGAUCAAGAGAGCUGGAUUGGUGAGGCAAGAACUCGCCAAGUUGAAGAAGGAAAGCUCAUCAUAAGCGCGUAGUGUUACUAAGAAUUUCUGCCUCUUUCAUUUUCUGGAUUUUGAUUUUCUGCUAAAUUCCAGAGUUCAUUGCAUCUUAUCUUACUCCCAACAUUGUUAUCUUUUGCAUUUGGAUUUUACGUUUUUUUCUUAAUC
This is a messenger RNA of Tarenaya hassleriana, 593 nucleotides long. Its product is annotated as 60S ribosomal protein L14-2-like. Gene Ontology annotation, cellular component: ribosome; cytosolic large ribosomal subunit. The coding region runs from base 91 to 453 and encodes 120 amino acids. The record is from RefSeq and is a predicted model, not a curated record. Gene Ontology annotation, molecular function: RNA binding; structural constituent of ribosome. Gene Ontology annotation, biological process: translation; ribosomal large subunit biogenesis. Lineage: Eukaryota; Viridiplantae; Streptophyta; Magnoliopsida; Brassicales; Cleomaceae. The transcript is spliced from 5 exons.